AUGCACGGCACGACACAGCGGCUCGGGAAGCAUUCGUUCUCGGUGUUCCUCAGUUGCGAAUGUUUUUACUUGGGCAACCAGGUCUGGAUCCUUGUCCCCCAUGAAGCCUUGGGGACUUGCAGCUCCUGCGAGGAGGCGGCGUUGCUCCAGAGGACUGCCAGCUUGGACAGCCUGGCCAGCCGGACCAGCCGGCUGGCCUCCCUGACGCGCGCCUUGGGAUAUCGGGCCCUGGCCGACAACAUAGUCAAUGCGUCGAAUGGGAGCAAUCGGAGUGCUUGGCAGGGACAGGCCUAUCCAGGUCUCGUCCAGCAGGUCGACAGCAGCCUCGAAGAUCUGCAGCGGGACCUGCUCAAGGACAUGGCUUUGCUCCAAAACCUCGGAGAUGGUCUUGCAGCUUGCAACCGCCAGCUAUUUCAGGAUCUCGAGCAGGCUCCAGCAGCAGUGGAUAUCCUAGAUGUGACGCAGAAGUCCAAGGUGCUCCGCAGCUGCAUCGAUUCCUCGCUAUGGACAUUGGACGCCAAUGGCUGGAACGUGGACAACGGUGACAACAGUGAAGGGGCAAACAAGGUAAGAAAAAGAAGAAGAAGAAGAAGAAGAAACGCUGCCUGGACAAGGACCGCGCGGAAGUUGUUGCGGAAGCUCUUUCUGGAGCUCCAUGCACACUUGGUGCCCGCGUGUUCAUCGCAAGAUGUCUGCUGGGCAGAGGGUUCCUCGGCAUACGGACAGCUGGCCGCCUCCGUUGCUGAGAAGAGGCUGGCCUAUGAGGCCAUGAGCAGAGUCAGGCACGGGAUCCAAGAGCUUGGAAACUGCUUGGGAAACUGCACGGAGGGCGGCACGGAGGGCCGGGAGGGCCCGAAGGGUGAUUCUCGCCCGGACUCGGACCUUGCACCCGUGGCACCGAUCAGAGCAAGCUGUGAGCUGACUCUAUGCGUUGCGCUGUCCAAAGAUAGUACCCUCGCUUUGCGAUGCGACCUUUCGGCCUGCAGCGCGAAGGUGGGUGACGAGAUAAGUGAGCCAGAGGUGGAGCACUGCUGGCACUGGUUGCCACGUAGCCGGACGCACCAGGAGUGCCAAGACACUUGCAGGAGGUGA
This is a messenger RNA of Symbiodinium sp. CCMP2592, 1092 nucleotides long. The record is from the annotation of a GenBank genome assembly. Lineage: Eukaryota; Dinophyceae; Suessiales; Symbiodiniaceae.